CAGCACAGCGAGGAUUCUUCUCCCCCAAACGCCAAAAGCUUCAAACUGCAGUCCUCCGCCCACCACCACCAGACAGCAGCAGUCCGCCGCCCAGUCGCCGCCGCCGCCGCUAGCUCGCUCCGGCACUCGCCGCCGUCCGGCCUCACCCCGCCGUCGCGUUGGCCUCGACGGCCGCCUCCUCGCUCAGGAUGGCGAGGGAGCUCGCCGGCGCUCUGUGCCGCACCCCGGCGAGGGCUCCCGCAUCCGGGGUCGGGAGCGACGAGAACGCGCGGCCUGCCGGAGCUUCGGUUCCCGCCCCGGCGGAGCCCGUCGCGGCCUCCCGGUCCCCCCUCCGCGCUAUCCAGCCGCCGGGGCAGCCCCGGCGGCCGGUGCCGACGCCCAAGAAGGGUCCGGGGGUCAGGGAAGCGGGCAAGACACCGGCGCGGGUCGGCGCGGCGACCACUCCCCUUCGCCCGACCAAGAUCCCGGGGAAGCCGGAGCAGGUGCAGAGGUUGGGGUUCUCGACGACGGCGGCCAGUUCUGCGCAGGCCCAACGUUCCAAGCUCCGAGACUCCAUCUUGCUCCGGGAGGAGAAUCGCAAUGUGCAGAAUGUUUCGUCAACAUUGCAGCAAGAUGACUCUCAUGCACCUGCAAAAGAACAAGACAACUCAGAAGAUACAUUGAGCCUGCAGCUGGAGUUGGCCAUAAUGAAAACAAUUCUUCUGGAGGAGGUAAAAGCCCGAGCGGAAGCUGACGUAAGGGCAACUGCUUUAGGAGAUGAGCUGAAAGCAGUGAAUCAAUGUACCCUUGAAGCUUGCAGGCAGAAGGAAGCCACAGAAAAGGAACUGAAAUACACAACAUCUGUUUUAGAGGCCCUUGAAUCGGAGCACGUUAUUUUGAUUAAGGAAGUAGAGGAGCUGAAGAAGAACAAUCUGGAGCAGGUUAGUUUGAUAGAGGAACUAGAGGAGCUGAAGAAGAACAAUUUCCAAAGCCCAGUAUUUCGUAAGAAGAGGGAUGUGGAAACUCCGAUGUUAAACACGGAGCUUGAGCAAGAAAUGGAUGAAAUCCAUAGGCAGGCUAUGUGUGAAACGUCUGAGGUGAUUAUAUCCUUACAAAAUCAGUUGUCACUGCAACAUGAGCUAGAUGCCUGUAGCAAAAAAGAGUUGUUGGCCGCCAAACAAAGUCUUGUUUUGUUGGAUCAAUCCAUCGAAAUUCUUGUGCAGAAGGAGGUUCUUGAACAAUACUUUGUUUCAUUACUGAGGGGGAUGGAAGAAGAGACUCGUCAGCUGGAGUCCAAACUAGACCAGUCAAAUAGAUUCUAUGAAGGUAGAAUUAAAGAACUGGAGAUAAAGAUGCAAGAAAUGGAUUAUCAGGCUGGAGCAUUACUUAUUUCAUGGAAUAAAGAAAAAGAGAUAUCAGAGGAAAGGAAGACAUAUGCCGAAGAGAAAAAUAAAGUAAUCAAGCUAUUGGAGAUGUCUAAUGAGGAUGGCCAGAUUACUGUGUGUUCAUUGGAAGAAAAGGUGAAAUUACUCGAGGAAGAAGCAGAACAACUCAGAAGGCAACAGGAAAAACUAGAAAUGGAGCUGCAGAAUGCCAGGCAACAAUUGCUACUUGUGCCAUCCUCUAGGGAAGCAAAGAGCUCCCUGGAAGACAGAAUGGUUGAUUCACCUGACCCAACCAGGCACCCGAGUAAUAUAAACAAUGGGGUCCUGCGUUCUCAGGAGAGUAGAAUAGGUCGAAAGGAGCCUUUUGAAUCAGAGGUAAUGAUGGCAUUCUUUGAAGAGCAAAUGCAAGGAAGCUAUGCAAGCUCAUUAGGUGAUAUAUUCAAAGAAGCUGCAGAAGAUUCUCUUCCUACCUCACAUUCUCUUCCACACAUUACAAGCCAAAUAAAGCCGAAUCCAAAUGCAGUUGAGGAGGCAGUCGAGCUAGACACUGUAGCUGUUGAGUCAACUCCUCUGGUGGAACACCGAGACGAGCCUGGUGAGCCUUCUUCAGAUGAGUGCAUGCAGGAGUCCGACCCGUCAGGUCUAGAGAUGGCAAAGCCACAUUCAUUAGAAAGGGAUUUCUGGUCAGAGAACUCGGAGUUUGAUUCAGAAGAGCAAGUGCCGCCUCCAGCUGUGGAGUCAGUGAUUGAAGUUCUGAAGGAGAAUGAGUUGCCUCCAGUUUCUCUAGUGCGUCCCGAUGAUCCGGUGGACUACACUCAAGCCCCUUUUUUGCUGAAGAGGCUUAGAAGCAGGAACCACUACGAGGGGCAUAGGACAGCAACAGACAAGAGAUUCUGGUCCAUUGAGCAGCAGGACUUGUACAACUCCAUAUACAGUAAGGCCAAGUUGUUUCAUAUGCAGUGGAUAGACUGGGACUAUAUUGAUAGCAUAGAUGAGUUUUCUGGUGUCAGACAGAGAUGUGCCCAUGUGGGGCUUGAGCAGAUGAUGAGUUACCAUUGUGAUUGGGACAUCGAACUGAUUCGGCAGUUUUACUCCACAGUUUAUAUCAGCGAUGACAAUAGCUCUAUUACUUGGAUGGCAGAUGGCAGGAGGGUCACUACCAACAAAAGAGCAUGGGAGGAGACAUUUGGCAUUGCUGGCAGCAUUCACACUGCAAGAAUUCACUCAGAGUUUUUCUUUGAUGAUGAUGACAAGAGGAUCAUGUACACAGCUGCAGAAUGCACAGUAGGCCAAACCAGGGGUCUCUCUCCAUUGGCUAGCAUAGCCAAUAAGAUUAUUUGGAAAACCAUCUAUCCCAGGUCUGGAAGUAUCUGCGGACACAACUGGAACCUCCUACGUCAUAUUGUGGAGCAGCAUCCGACAUCAUUGCUUUGAUCUUCGAUGAGAUUGAGUUGCUUAUUUCAGAUCUCAGUCGCACUAACCUCUUGUAUGCACCAUACAUCAUGGGGAUGAUCAUGCGAGCUUUUGAAUAUGAUGGACCUAGAGAAACCAGGCACGAUAUCUACAAGCCCAGGCCCGACAAGCCAAAGAAGACAAAAAAAGUUAGUCGUCCACUGGCACCUGCAGUAGUUGCACCUUCUGAGCCACCACCUUCAGCAUGUCAGCCGGAGGUAGAGGCCAAUGUUGAGGCAGAUGACCACAGCCAGUUCGGGGAAGCCGGACACCGGCCCCAGGGAGAGGCAGUGCAGCAUACCAAUGCCUCCUUGUCUUCUCAGAUCCUAGCUCCACGCUCCUCCCUGACACCUUCCCUUGAGGCUACCACUCCCUCACCGCCUCCGGCCCCAGCUGCAUUUCCUGAGCAGGCCAGCAUGAUGCACGCCGGCCUCCGGUGCUUCAGCUCAGCCAGCUGUUUUGGGGCCAAGUCCUUUUAGUCACUUUAGUUGGUAUCAAAGAGAUAAGCGAUGGGUUUAUGUGCUGUCCUUGAUGUCUACCUUGCACUCGUAUUCUGGUUAUUUUGUCUAUAUAUAUCUUGGACUUGUUCACCAUGUAUAUUCUUCUAUCAAGAAAGACCUUGAGAAGAGCGUAUCGAGACUUGAGAAAUCAUUACUAUGAAGGCAUAUGUGUGCCCACUC
Aegilops tauschii subsp. strangulata is the source of this 3496-nucleotide messenger RNA. RefSeq lists its product as uncharacterized. The record is from RefSeq and is a predicted model, not a curated record. Lineage: Eukaryota; Viridiplantae; Streptophyta; Magnoliopsida; Poales; Poaceae.